This is a messenger RNA of Oryzias latipes (Japanese medaka), 3796 nucleotides long. Its product is annotated as sodium/potassium/calcium exchanger 3. Gene Ontology annotation, molecular function: calcium, potassium:sodium antiporter activity; calcium channel activity. NCBI's taxonomy places the organism in Eukaryota, Metazoa, Chordata, Actinopteri, Beloniformes, Adrianichthyidae. The record is from RefSeq and is a predicted model, not a curated record. Gene Ontology annotation, cellular component: plasma membrane. Gene Ontology annotation, biological process: calcium ion transmembrane transport; intracellular calcium ion homeostasis.
ACCCCCUUCUGGUUGGUGGAGAAUCGGCCUGACAUCAGAUUUGGGUCAAAUGGACGUGGAGGCAGACAGCCGUGGUUCUGUCUGAGCUCCGGAUCAUUCCACGCUCUCAUCCGCCGGGCGGGGAGGAGGGGGGCGGGCUUGCGUCCGCGGAUGCGGGAUGCUGAGAUGACGGGCCGAGCCGAGACUCGUUCCGAUUCUGAUGAUGGAGCCUGGAGCGGGUCCUGCUGAGACACCAUCCACCGGGAAAGUAGCAACAGGCCAGUUUUGAUCCCUGCUGUAGCAAAAGAAGAGAAUAAAGAAGAAAAAAAAGGGGGGGGGGGGGUCUGCUGGUGGGUCGGUCGUGGCGGCAUGUUCUGAUCGGAAAGCCGACGAGCAGCGGCGGCCGGCGGGAUGAGGACUCCCAGGAGACCGAGGCGGACGCUGCUGCUUCCCCGGCUUUGCAUCGGUGCAGUCGGUCUGCUGGCGGCUGCGUGGCUCUGUCACGUCCCGGACAUCACAGACUCUGGUGAGGCUCAACUCAUCUCUUUAUCAAAAAGAGAGCUGAUCCAGCAAGAAGACAACCAGACUGACAGUAAAACCAGAUGUGCUAUCAAUGAGUUUCCAGAGGACAUCUUCACUCUGGAUCAGAGGAGGCAGGGUGCAGUGCUGCUUCAUGUCCUCUGCGCCAUGUACAUGUUUUACGCCCUCGCCAUAGUGUGUGAUGUUUACUUUGUGCCAUCGCUGGAAAAAGUCUCAGAGAACCUUCAGCUCAGUCAGGAUGUUGCCGGGGCAACCUUCAUGGCAGCUGGGAGCUCCGCCCCUGAGCUCUUCACCUCUUUGAUUGGGGUCUUCAUCACAAAAGGAGAUGUUGGGGUGGGAACCAUUGUGGGGUCGGCUGUUUUCAACAUCCUGGUCAUCAUCGGGCUCUGCGGCAUCUUCUCCGGACAACCCAUCACUCUGAGCUGGUGGCCUCUGUUCCGAGAUGCUGUCUUCUACAUCCUCUCCAUAGUGGUGCUCAUUCUGGUGAUCUAUGAUGAAAAAGUCAUGUGGUGGGAGACCAUCAUCCUGAUCUCCAUGUAUGGGAUCUAUAUAAUCAUCAUGAAGUUCAACAGAUCUCUGUGCUGCCUCAUGGAGAGACACUGCAGCAUAGACGGUCAGCCGUGCAUGAGCAGCCUGCGGCGGGCGACUGCCGUGGGCAACAUGGGGGACGGCGACAAUGACAUGGUGCCGCUCAAGCCAGGUGCUGGAGCUCGCGUUUACUCGUGUGUGGUGGCGGGUCAGGACUCCGCGGCUGGGAUGGCAGAUGAAGGCUCGAACCGGAAUCCCCACAAGCUCACGCUGUCAGAGAGGCAGAGGCUGAUUCGCGCUCAGGCGGGCCCAGAGGAGGGAGCAGUUUCAGGAGAGGAGGGGACCAGCUGGGGGAGGGAGAAUGGGACGGGGGCUGAGGGGGACGGUCAGCAUCUGGAGGGGGAGAGAGGGAAGGAGACGGAGGGAGAGCAGUCUGGACAGCAGAAAGAGGAGGAGGACGACGAGGGGGUCGUGCAUGAGGAAGAGGAGGCUCCUUUCAAACCCUUUGUCGUCCCAGAUGGGUGGUGUUCCAGACUGAAGUGGCUGCUCUCCUGGCCACUGAGCUUCCUGCUUUACUGCACAGUCCCCAACUGCACCCAGCCUCGAUGGGAGCGCUGGUACCUGUUCACCUUCUUGUCCUCCACUCUGUGGAUUGCCCUCUUCUCCUACCUCAUGGUCUGGAUGGUGACGAUCAUCAGCUACACUCUUGGAAUCCCGGAGGUCAUCAUGGGCAUCACCUUUCUGGCCGCCGGCACCAGCGUUCCCGACUGCAUGGCCAGUCUCAUUGUGGCCCGGCAAGGGCUCGGUGACAUGGCCGUGUCCAACUCCAUUGGCAGUAACAUCUUUGACGUUCUGCUAGGCCUGGGCUUCCCAUGGGCACUGAGGACCCUCAUAGUCAGCUAUGGAUCAGUGGUGACCAUCAACAGCAGAGGUCUGGUUUACUCCGUGAUUCUGUUGUUGGCCUCAGUCUCACUCACUGUUCUGUGUGUCCACCUGAACCGUUGGAGGCUGGACCGCAGGCUGGGCCUUUGUCUCCUGCUCCUUUACGCCAUCUUCCUGCUCUGCUGCGUCGGCUUUGAAAAACUGUAGGGGACGCCGCCUGUAAUUUCUACCCAUUUCCACCACCACAGAGACGACAUCCAGAGGAACACAACUUGCAUUUCACCGUGGCUGUACAUGUUUGAGCUUUGUUUUGUUGUGACACUGGAUGUCAGCGCGUUUACCUUUACUAAAUGAGUAUUUUGCAUAAUUUUGUACUGAAGCACCUUCCGCCCAGGUUUUAUGAAAUCAGACGUAAUUAUUACUAAACUUUGUGUCUCAAAAAAUGCAUAAAAUAUCACAUUUUAAUGCUUAGACCAAGAAAUCUAUGAAUGAGCCCCUAACGUGUGUUUGUUUACAUGUUGCUACUUUAUAACUGCCAAAAGUAACCUUGAAGAUGAGAAAAAUUUAUAAAAAAAUAUAUGUUUAUAUACUUGCUUGUCACUUCGUGCAUCUAUUUUACAGCUUUUUUUUGUCUGUAGGUGUAAAUGAUGUUGCAUGGCCGAUCAGCACGCUUCAGACAAUUGCACUAUUGUGUGUCUUGUCACAAUCCCAUCUAGCCCUAGACCUACACAUUUCUGGAUGUAACAACAGUUGACAUUUUAGAAAUGAGCAAGAAACAGAUCACAGAAAGAUCACAUGAAAGUAGUGGCACAGGUUAAUAAUGGCUUAUGAUGGAAUUUAGCCAAUCACAAUCAAGAAAUCACACACGUAAUUUUGUAGUAAAUGCUGGGGGGGGGGGGGGGGGGGGGGGCGUAGGUGAUUGAUUUUCAUGACAGACGCCUGGGGGCUGGUGAAAAUUUGAACACGGGCCACAUUUGGUCAGCGGGCUGGACUUUAGACAUGUUUGUAUUUGUAUUAAAUGGAUUUAUGCCCGAUUGAGGCGGCAACAUUUUGGGGAAUUAUUUCUUUUAAUUCUUUUUGGUGGACGUGGAACUACUUGGAAAAUUAUUUAACUCCAAAUCACAAAAAAAGAAAACGUAAAAAGUUUGAAAAAGGUUCACCUGGACACUUCAGUUGAAGAUGUUUUGCCUCCAAGCUAGGCUUUUUUUUUCAACUUGAAAAGACUAAGUCCAGAUGACCUUUUGUUAAAACCUUUUCUGCUGAAGCGACCUUUAAUAAAUUAGGGAUUUUGCAGAUAUUUAUAUAUAUAUAUUAAAUACUAAUAAUUAUCUUUACAGAUUCUGAUUCUGAUGCAAGGCAAUCCUGCAGCGUAGUUUAUAAGUGUAAAAACAAGAAAAAGCUAAAAGAAAUAUUAAUGUUUUCAACAGUUUUCACACAGUUUUGUGAAAUAGUUUGGAGGUUUAUGAGAUGAAGCAGAGAGGAACAGCUUGUGGCUCAGUUUCCUUUGGGUUUUUUUAACUUCUUAUAAAAGCUAUUUUACGUAAUCAAAAAACUAUUGAAAACAAAGCAGUCAGAUGUUCCAGAGCCAGAAGGGUUAGUCCUUCUUUCUUGUAUUUUUGUUUGAUUGGAAAAGAUCAAAAAUGUUUGAGGAACCUGUAUGUGUACAGUCAGGUUGAGGAGGGUUGACAAAGGACCCAAAAUGCAGAGACGAGGAAGCACACGGUUCCAAGUCUAGGGGUUUAUUUCCAAAACAGAAAGCGCUGCUGAGCAGGGAAACCUAACCAAACUACCCUUACAGAUUCUAGUAUGAGUAUACUUUUGUAACCUUCAGAAAUGUCAUCAAUAAAUGUCAUUUUAAAAACUAAAA